Messenger RNA from Mustela erminea (ermine), 1861 nucleotides. Its product is annotated as thyroid receptor-interacting protein 11-like. The record is from RefSeq and is a predicted model, not a curated record. Bases 233 to 1009 code for a protein of 258 amino acids. NCBI's taxonomy places the organism in Eukaryota, Metazoa, Chordata, Mammalia, Carnivora, Mustelidae. The transcript has 3 exons.
UUUGAACUGUGUGUUUGUAUCUUCUUUAGGCACAUUUUCUGGUCCUGCACCUUAGAGUUUCUGAUUUUGUCAUCAUAGUGUCCAGAGCUCACAACCAAGGAAGAAUUCUUGAGCUGUCUCUGGUGCCGCAAAAAGAAUUCCCUUGGGCAGGGGUUCUGGGACACUUGGCGGGGUAGUUUGACUGGGCUGGACGCUUUCCCACCGCGGACCAGGGCAGUUGUAUGGCCGUCAGAUGUUCUGGGCUGGUGGCCUGGGCUGUGGCCUCGGCCAUUCCCUAGGGGCCGUGGACAGCAGUGAGACCUCUUUGACCAGUGACAUCUCCGAUAUUAACAGACAUGUGCUGGGGAAAGGGACUUUCCCUGGGGACGCCAUGGAUUUCGCUGAUGUCAUCUCAGCCCAGACACAGAUCAAUAGACGCCUCCAUGAGAUCGAAACACUGGAGGCUGAAGUGACUCAUUGGAAGAUGUUGUGCUCGUGUUUCACCCAGGGACCAAAUACCAUCAACCCAGAAACAGUGUGGAAACUGAAGAGCCACAUCAGAGACCUAGAGCAGCGGCGGAUGCAAGAGAUGGACGAACAUGAGCUGGAAGUGGCGGUGUUACAAAACGUCCACCUGCAGAAACUAGCAGACCUCACUGACCAGCACCACAAACAACUAAUGGACUAUCCACGACAGGUGGAAGACCUGCAAAACCAAGACUCUGCUGGGAACGUGAACCGUGACCUUCUUCAGGAAAGGGAAAUGGAGCUCAGAAGGUUGAAGCAACAACUUACACAAAUGCAGCGGCUGAACGACAGUUUGAACAACAUUGCUUCAGAUCUCCGAGCAGGAAAGCAAAAGUUGGUCUGGGAGCUCCAAGAUGUAAGACAUCAGCUGGAGGAAUCUGUUCUGCACAACGAGGAUUCUCUGGGAAACAACAUUUCUAUGAGGGCUUUAAAAAUAGAGAAAGGGCAGUUAGUGGCGAAAUUGUGUCUAGCUGAAAAGAAGCUGUUGGAAGAGACAAACUAGUCUGAGCGAAGUCUCAAAGAGUGGUCACUGGUAGAGCAUGUGCAUUUCAUUCAAUUGGGUCAAGAGAAAGACCUGGAUAUACGUCCAUCGAGCAGAUGGACGCCGACCAUCAAGAAACGAAGGAACUGCUGUCCUUUGCUUUGGAGGAGCAGAAGCAAUUGACAUAAUGGGUCAGAGAGCAAGAUGUGUACAUUGAAGAGCUUAGAGAAAGGCCAGAGCUUCAGGAGGAAUUCGGUAAGUCGACCGAAACCUGAAGAAGUAGUGAUUUUACAGCCAUCCAUGGAGGACAAAGACAUGCGUCUCCUAUCCAUGAUAGACGAACAUCGUCAUGUGCGGAGACCUAGAGCGCCUCACACAACAGAGUCACACUGUCCCUCUGGUCGACCCUAAAAUCCUAGAGGAGAUUGUAGAACUAGAGUGUGAGGUCUUUCAGCUCAACAAGUUAAAAGAUGAUCUCGAGGAGGAGAUACAAGAACAACAGAAGAUCAUUCACAACCAGCAGCAGGGGAAGAGAGCACUGCUCCAGUCCUUCCAGGAGCAGAAGGAGAAGGUGCACCGUCUUCAGCACCGGCAGGAGGAGAUGAACACCGAACGCGCUCAGCUCCUCGCAGCCAAAGACGAGAUGAUUCGGAAUCUGCAAGUCACGCUGGAAGAGCUGAGAGCCCAGUUGCCCGACAAAAGCCCGCCCAUUCUGAGAGAACCCUGUGAGGAUGAGGAGGUGCGAGCAAGCCAGCCUCUCCCCAGAGAGAACAGAAGUGAAGAGCGUGAUCCAUCUAAAGUUGAAAUUCAAAGGUUGGUCCAAGGAAUCAAAGAACAGGACCUGGAGACGAAGCUUCUCACUGAAGAGAACGU